ACAGAGCUCAAUCUCUCUCUAAAUAUGGCGAGGGUAAACCCUAAUUUUCUAUCUCUUACUCUUCUCCUCUCUCUCUCCGUCGCGAUCGCCUCCGCUCACGUCUUCUUUGAAGAGCGCUUCGACGAUGGAUGGGAGAGUCGUUGGGUUAAAUCAGAUUGGAAGAAAGACGAGAACGUGGCUGGAGAGUGGAACUUCACGGCUGGGCAAUGGCACGGUGAUCCCAAUGACAAAGGUAUCCAAACAAGUGAAGACUACAGAUUCUAUGCUAUUUCAGCUGAGUUCCCUGAAUUCAGCAACAAGGACAAGACACUUGUCUUCCAAUUUUCUGUCAAGCAUGAACAGAAACUUGAUUGUGGUGGUGGCUACAUGAAGUUGCUUAGUGGAGAUGUUGAUCAGAAGAAAUUCGGUGGUGAUACCUCUUACAGUAUCAUGUUUGGACCAGAUAUUUGUGGCUACAGCACCAAGAAAGUGCACGCCAUUCUUAACUACAAUGAUACAAACCACUUGAUCAAGAAGGAAGUUCCAUGCGAAACUGAUCAACUUACUCAUGUUUAUACAUUCAUCCUCCGUCCAGAUGCUACCUACAGCAUCCUUAUUGAUAAUGUGGAGAAACAAACCGGUAGCUUGUACUCUGAUUGGGAUCUUCUCCCUCCAAAGAAGAUCAAGGAUCCAGAGGCCAAGAAACCUGAAGAUUGGGAUGACAAAGAAUAUAUUCCCGAUCCCGAAGACAAGAAGCCAGAGGGUUAUGAUGACAUUCCAAAGGAGAUCCCAGAUCCCGAUGCCAAGAAGCCUGAGGAUUGGGAUGAUGAGGAAGAUGGUGAAUGGACAGCCCCAACCAUUGCAAACCCUGAGUACAAGGGCGAAUGGAAGCCAAAGAAAAUCAAGAACCCCAACUACAAGGGAAAGUGGAAGGCACCAAUGAUUGACAACCCAGAGUUCAAGGAUGACCCAGACAUUUACGUGUACCCCAAGUUGAAGUAUGUUGGCAUCGAGUUGUGGCAGGUGAAAUCUGGAACCAUGUUUGACAAUGUUUUGGUUUGUGACGACCCUGAGUAUGCCAAGCAGCUGGCCGAAGAAACAUGGGGAAAGCAUAAGGAUGCUGAGAAGGCAGCUUUUGAACAGGCUGAGAAGAAGAAAGAGGAGGAGGAAUCAAAGGAUUCACCUGAUUCCGAUGUUGAGGAUGAAGACGAGGGUGAUGAUGAAGAUGUUGAUUCCGACUCUGAAAAGAAAUCCGAAUCAGACAAGAAGGAUGAGGAUUUACAUGAUGAGCUGUAAGCGAGAGAGAGUACUACAACUAGUUAUUCUGAUAAAAAGAAGUUUCGAGAUAAGCUUGGGCAUGAAGUAGCUCCCGAACUUUUUCUCCUUUUUAAUUUUCAGCCGUAGGGAGUUUUUUAUUUGUUCUUAUUAAUCUUAGAAAAAGGGCCUGAUAGCUUUAAUAUCAUUUUAACUGAGUCUUUUUUCAGGACAAAGAGGAUAUUUGCCUUCUUUAUGAUCAAAUUUUAUCAACUAGUGUGAACAAUCGGAGAGCCAAUAUUAUAUUUGCAUGCCCAAUUGCUUGUUGGUUCCCGUUUGA
Messenger RNA from Pistacia vera, 1573 nucleotides. RefSeq names its product calreticulin. The transcript has 14 exons. NCBI's taxonomy places the organism in Eukaryota, Viridiplantae, Streptophyta, Magnoliopsida, Sapindales, Anacardiaceae. Gene Ontology annotation, biological process: protein folding. Gene Ontology annotation, cellular component: endoplasmic reticulum membrane; endoplasmic reticulum. Gene Ontology annotation, molecular function: calcium ion binding. The record is from RefSeq and is a predicted model, not a curated record. The coding region runs from base 25 to 1275 and encodes 416 amino acids.